This is a messenger RNA of Lytechinus variegatus (green sea urchin), 5189 nucleotides long. It is a transcript of the gene ankmy2, whose product is annotated as ankyrin repeat and MYND domain-containing protein 2-like. Lineage: Eukaryota; Metazoa; Echinodermata; Echinoidea; Temnopleuroida; Toxopneustidae. The coding region runs from base 42 to 1370 and encodes 442 amino acids. The transcript has 10 exons. Gene Ontology annotation, molecular function: protein binding. The record is from RefSeq and is a predicted model, not a curated record.
AUUCACUUUAUUAUUAAAUUUCCACAGAAAAACCUAGAAAGAUGGAUCCAGCUCAAUCAAACGUCAGUGACAAAGCCAAGGCUAAUGAUGCUAAAAGAGAGCUUUUUGAGAAAAUUCAAGCAGGGGAUUCCGAUCUGGUCAGGCAGUUGAUAGGGAGGUCUGGUGUUUCGGUCAAUUGCGUUGAUGAGCAUGGCAUGACCCCUUUGCAAAAUGCUGCAUUUAAAGGAAAUCUUCAUUUGUGUGAACUCCUGCUUGCCCAUGGAGCUGAUGUGAAUGCAAACCACCAUGAAAAUGGCUACACAACACUCAUGUUUGCUGCAUUAUCUGGGAAUACUGAGGUUACCCGUUUGAUGCUUCAGUCUGGAGCUAAGACAUCACCAACCAAUAGCGUAGGUCGAACUGCCGCUCAGAUGGCUGCCUUUGUAGGGCAACAUGCUUGUGUCAGCAUCAUCAACAACUUCUUUGAUCGGGAACAGUUGGACUAUUACACCAUUCCAAGAGGUUUUGAGAAAGAGCCUAAGUUACCACCACAGCUUGCUCCUGGUCUGCACAAAAUGAUCCUCAUGCACAAUCUCAAUCCUGUCAGGCUUGUACAGUACCUGAAGAAUAAUGAAAAUCUGUUGAACGAGGCGGUCAAGGUUGCUAAUGUGUUGGAACUGAUCUCAGAGAAGGAGAUGAAGUCUAGUUCAACCAAUGAUGUCUUGGCUGUUAAGAUGCACUAUCUGUCCAAUUUGAUCAGGCAGUGCCACAAAUGGAACAUGGAGAAAGAUAAUGGUGUCGAUGACUUUAUCAAAUUUCUUCUGAGAGCGAGAGAGAAUGAUGGCGCCAGGGUGAACACAGAGAAGUUUCUAAGGGAGAUCAUCAGGGAAUUCCCAUUCCAUGAGAGUGAACUAUUUAUUCAAAUUGUGAGAAAUUUAACGGAUGUUAAAAUCGGUGAUGACCCAACAGCUCUGAGUAUCAUAACACAGGCAGUGAACGGAGCCAGGAGUCUGGAGGUGGAUAACCCAUGCUCAACCUGUGGAGAAGCUAAGGCAAGCAAGAAAUGUUCAGCAUGUAAAGAGGUGAAUUACUGUGAUGCAGUGUGCCAAAAGCUAGAAUGGUUUACACACAAGAAGCAGUGCAAGCGUCUAGCACAAGAACAUAAACAAAGGUUGGACGCUAUAGAGAAGGAGAACAAGAGACAGAAAUUGGAAGAGAAGAAGAAGCUGGAAGAAGAGAACAAAAGAUUGGAAGAUGAACAGAAAGAGCCACUAACAAAUGGUACUGCUCACAAAGAAGACACCAGAAACGCACAGGAAGAAUCUGAAACGACUGAAACCAGAACUAUCAAAGAGACAACUGAAAAGUUAGAGGAUACUACUGUGAGCUAAUUGCAUUUUAUAGUGGAUUGUGCAAAACAGAAACAGUGCUACUUCAAUAGAACUACCAUAUUAUAUAUUGGUUCAGAAUUCCAGCUGACGUGUAGGAGACUUGCCUUUUUGUGUUUUGUUGUAGUACGCAAUAUGGUUGUGAACAUAUUUUGUUUGAUAUUACAAAUUACAGAGCUGCCAACUAUUCGGAAAAAAGAGUAAUUAUUACGAUUUUCACACCUUAUCAUGCAACAACGAUUUGGACCUUGGUUACUAUGCUUUUCAGCGCCAACAGAUAUGUACAAAAUUUUAAUACACUAAUAAUACAUUGCUGUGGCAAACUCAUCCAAAGGCGGCAAUUAUUGCCAUUGCAUGCAUGAUUGUGUCGCUUUGUUUACGUUGCUGGGCAUGUGAUAAUUGCCUCGGCCGUGGCUGGGUAGCGCCGACUGUUUAUACCGUAGAUUGCGUGCAUUGCCUAUGAAAAAAUUCUUGCAUGAAUCCUUAUAUCCACGCACGUGCCCAGAAAUAGGAAGUUAUUUUUCCAUGUUUCCAAUGCAACGAAAAAAAUAACCAUACCAGUAUAUAGGAGGAUUGUUACAAUAGGUGCUGUUUUUUUUAUUUUUUUUUAUUUUUAACUUUUCAUGCAUUGUGGAUUAGAAUUUGUGUCAAAUCUUUGGAUUGUUAAAGUGGAGUAUUUGAUAAGAUAUACUGCAAAAGGAUAAAAUAACAAUUUAAUUGUUAGAGGAUCUCAUGCCUGCUUAUUUAGCUCAGCAAGCCUCCAAACUUGCUACCCCACUAGGACAUGAGGUAUUUGAGCAUUGUCUCUGUUGGUCCACCGCCACAAUGGCGGUGGGAAUGUUGUGUAUUGCUGCUUAAAACUUCUGCAUAUGAUUUGAUUGAAUUGAUUUUUGAUAUGGCAUCGGGUUCAAAGAUGAAACAGUCUAUCAGACAUCCAUAUGAUUAAUUUCAGUGAUGUUGAAGACUAUAUAGAAAGUUUUUUGAGGUAAGAAAUGAUUUGAAUACCUUGGAUUUUUUAUGUUGAAGCUCACAUCCUUGCCUUAGAUCUACACAUUUAGUAGGUCUAAAAUCUUUUAAAAUCUGUCAUUUACAUCCCUUUGUGCACCAUACCACUUCAAAGUAAUUCAAAACACUGCGCGGCCCAAAUGAAAUUACCUUUUUUAUCUCAAAGAAAUUUAUGAUAGCGCACAGCGCAUAUAAAAUUACUCUUUUUAUCUCAAAAUUAGUAUUUUUGAGCUUCUGAAUUACUACUGUUUGGCAGCUCUGAAAUUAAUGUUUUUUGUUAUUGUCAUUAUUUUUCACUUCUUAUUCUUGUGCAUGGCAUAUUUCAGUUAAUCAUACAGAUAUUAAUUGAACAGCUAUUGAACUUUUAAAAAAAUUAGUUUCUCUCAAAAACUUGAUGGGGGAAAAGGGAUAUAUAUUCAAAAUUUGCACCUUUUUCAUCUAAAUGUUAUCGUAAUGUGAUUUGACUCUGUAGUAGUUUCGACCUUUUUUUUUCAUGUGUUCAGAGUUCCUAUUUCAGUUGUUAUAUUGAUAUUUAUUUAAUCCAGUGUACUUUGGGGAUAUGGAAAUUAAUAUUGCAACAGAUUAUGGUUUUUACAAUGGUUAUUGACUUGAUAUUGGAUUUCCUAGGAAUGUCAUGUUAUUAGUACAACAUUAUGAGUAAUGUGACAUGUUGGUUAGCAUGAUAUACCAGUACUAAACUUCAUACAGUAAGCUAUAUCAACUCACAAGAUUGAUUACUGGUAAUGAUGUUAGAGUGACUAAUGCUGGCAAUAGGUAGAUUUCAUUUACUAUGCAUGAAAAGCUAGAGAUUAUUGGCUGAAAUUCAUGUGAUCAGAAUUGUAGUUGUUUCCAAUAGCACUAUAGGUACAAUGUAGACCAAUGUCCAUGUUAACAUUUUCCAUGAAAACCUUUCAUGAAACCAGACCCGAUGAUGUGCGCCUUAAAUGGCACUGAAGCCACACACCAUAGGGUUUUUUUAAUAUGCCGGAUAAUUCCGAAAUAAAUGUAAUAUUUUGAUUUUCAUGUCCAAACUAACAAUUAGCUUGAGAUUCGAUUAAAGCUUUCACUCUUAAGAUUUUUGGUGGUAUGAUAUCUAAUAUUGUCUUUUUUUAUGAAACGUUGCUUGCACAAAAUACCUCGAUACAUGUAUGUAAGUGAUCCCAUCGAAUUACACAAUGAAUUAAAGGGCAAGCUUCAUACAGCAAUCCAUACUGGAAUAAAGAGAGCAAAUUCGUUUAAAGACAAUGUUAUCUACCCAUUCAUAUCACCCUUUUAUAUUAUGUUUUACCUUAAGCAGUUGUUUACAAGUUUUAAAUGUAAUGAUUUUGCAGGGUUAGAUAAUCUGAAUAUUAUAUAGAUUAACUUUGUAAUGCUGUCUCUGUAUAGAUGUUUACUUCAAAUUUAUCAUGCAAAUUUAUGAAUGAAGGAGAGAAUACCUGUCAGUUUAACUUUGAAACAGCAAAUUAAAUAUGAUAAUUACUAUUAUUAGCAGAUACAUGUGUCUACCAGUGCGGGCUGCACAAAACGGUUGUAAGCGCUACAUAGCACUAGAAGGCUCUGUCACAUCUUACUGAUUGUGAUGUCAAACGUUGAUCCAAUAAUGUGUUGUGACAUUAGGCAAUGCCAUAACAUUACCGGUUGUAGCAAGGCCUCUGUUAGCGUAUUGUUUGCUCAAUCAGAGUUUCUUAGGGCAGGUACUGGAUGUUGUUUCCUUACAUUCCAACCUAGUGAAAAUCACAUUAUGAUUGAGAGGUAGCCUGAUGUAAUUAACAGAGUUGUUGGUUGAGAGUGUUAUAUUCCAGGAGACAUGAUGUUCAUUACAGGAACUUGAUUUCUGCAAUGUACACUGAUCCUUCCACAGUUGGUCAAUGUUUUGAACUUUUUCAGUCGUAUGUAGUUGAUUUGACUAAAGGUAAUCAAGAUUUUCUUCUCAUUCCUAUGGGGCAUUGCAAGAUACUUACAUUUAAUUCCACAUCAAACUUGAGUCCUAAACUGAAACGCAAAACCCAAUAUCAAACACGAAUUUGUAAUUGGAUUAGCAUUCAAUUGCAACUCCAUAUUCAUUUAGCUCCCUUGUUUGCAUGAUUCUGGGACUUAUGAUUUGCAAUUGAACAUGAGUUUCUUGUAACACCUUGGUAGUGUGUUACUUACAUUGAAAAUCUGAUUCAUGAAAUAAAUUUCAGAUUUCUUUUCCCACAACAUGUAAAGUACCGUCAGAAAUUACUUCAUUACUUGCAGACUUUGAAUAUUCAAGCAAUUAGCACUUUUUAAAGUUGUCGGCUCUGCACGACUAUGUAUAGUGCAUAGAUACACUCUUUUGCUAUGUGAAUGAUAUGUACUAUACAAGUAAUGUUCAGUAAUAUUAUCAUUAUAAAUUGAUGCUGCUCGUGUGUACAAAUUCAAUGCACUAUAAGCAUGGUUUAAUGUUAUGACAUUAUGUUUAGAUUAGAUAUGGGUUUUUUUUGUUCAGAGGUGCUAGUAAAAUACAUUCUUUGGUGUUUUUAUUUGUUUAGCUGAUGAUGCUUUGUCUUGUAUACUCCACUAAUGUUCACAAAUGUCCAUUUGACUUUCUUGCUCAAUAUUAUUUCAAAAUUUAAGAAGUGACUUAAAUGUUAAUGAUCACCUGCAAUAGAUGGUAAUGGAUUCUAUAUAUUCCCAUGAUUUUUUUUUUUACCAAUUGUUUUAUCCCUGAAUGACGGACAGUCAACCUGUCCGAAACGUUGAGUCUCUCUACUGCUCAUCAUCUACUCGCCGACUCAAGCCAGCAUCUCCUCAUCAGCUCUACUACUCAAGCUGUUCUCACUCAACAUUCCAUCU